Aphidius gifuensis is the source of this 2150-nucleotide messenger RNA. Its product is annotated as spermatid perinuclear RNA-binding protein-like. Gene Ontology annotation, molecular function: tRNA-specific adenosine deaminase activity; double-stranded RNA binding; double-stranded RNA adenosine deaminase activity. Gene Ontology annotation, cellular component: cytoplasm; nucleolus. NCBI's taxonomy places the organism in Eukaryota, Metazoa, Arthropoda, Insecta, Hymenoptera, Braconidae. The coding region runs from base 183 to 1505 and encodes 440 amino acids. The transcript is spliced from 5 exons. The record is from RefSeq and is a predicted model, not a curated record. Gene Ontology annotation, biological process: adenosine to inosine editing; RNA processing.
GAUCCUGCGCAGUUGUAAGAAAAAAAAUCCUCCAUCAUUCUGGAAUUUCUGCUCCGUUCUAGAAACAAAGCUUGCAUUUAAUAUUUUGAUUAAUCAUUCAUAAACAAAUAUUGAUAUAAUUUAAAAAUAUUAAUAUUAUUAAUAUUACAUAAAUUAAUUAAAAUUAUAACAACAAAAACAAUAUGUAUACCAAUAAUCGAAAUACAACAAUCAAUCAAAGUUUUGUACCAGAAAGAGGAAAUGUAGCUAGUAACAAUCAAGCUCCUCAAUUUCCACCUGGAAAUCGAGCGUACAAUCAACAGCAAGCAGUUAUUCCUGGAUUAUCUCAGCAACAUCAACAACAAUCCAAUGUUCAACAGGUUGAACAAAUUAAUCAACAACAAGGAAAAACAAUUCAAGCAAUUGGUCAACAAAAUAAUGCUAAUAAUGUAUUAGCAACACCAUCACCAGUAUUUUCACAAAAUGAAAUAUCAACAUCAGAUAAAUUAACAACUAAUAAUCAAGAUAAUGAUGUUUCAAUGGAUUCAACAAAUGAUGAACCAAAAUGGAAACGUAAAAAAGUUCCAGGAAUUAAAGUUAAUAGAAAAUUAAAAAGAUUGAGAAUGGAUCAACGUUUGAAAAAAACAUUAAUGCCUAAAAAUGCAAUAAUGGUUUUAAAUGAAAUGAAAUCUGGUGUUCAAUUUGUAUUUCCAGAAACUCCAACACAAAAUUCAUUAUUUCUCGUUCAUGCACAGCUUGAUGGUAAAACAUAUGUUGGUCAAGGUUUAUCAAAGCCAUUAGCACGUCAAAAUGCUGCUGAAAAUGCAUUAAAAUGUCUUGUACUUGAAAAAAUGGAAACAGCAGCAAAAUUACGUGAAGAAAAUGAUAAAACAAAACCUUCAACAGCUGAUACAUCAUUACAAUCAUUACAAACAUCAAUGUCAUCAUCAACAAAUCAAGAACAAAAUGAUAAUAUUAGUAGUAUGUCAUCAAUGAUGGAUUGUACAAAUGGUAUUGAUGAAAAAGAUGAUAUACCAUGGCGUGCAUUAGCAAAUUUUGCAUUAUAUAAAUUAUUAAAUGAAUGGCAAAAUCAAGGUACUGUUGUUUUAAUGCCUAAAAAUGGUGUAUUAUCACAACAACCACCAAAAGCUGAAGUACAAAAACAACCAACUGUUAAAGAACUACCAGAAAAUCCAGAUAAAAUACAUCCAGUUAUGUUGUUGAAUCAAAUGCGUCCAGGUAUAACAUAUAAAGAAUUACAACGUACUGGUAAUUCACCAAAUAUAUUAUUUACACUUGCUGUUGAUACUGAUGGACAAACAUUUACUGGUACAGCUAAAAAUAAAAAAGAAGCUAAAAAAAAUGUUGCUAUUAAUGCAUUAAAAGUACUUUAUAAUGUUGUUUAUCCAGAUGAUGAUAAAAAUAAAAAUGACAGUAUGGAUAUUACUAUUGAAAAAGAAAAUAAUGGUGUACUUGAUGGUUUUGUUGUACCACAAAAACAAGAAACAACAAAUCCAGUUAACUGAUUAAUUUGCAUUUUAAAAUUACUUAAAACAUCAUAGUAAUUUAUAUGAUGAUAAUAAUUAAAAAUUAUCAAUAAUUCAAUCAUUGUGUUUUAAAAGCAAUUGUAAUUUUUAUUUUUAAGUUUUUAUUGUAAUGGCAAUAUAUAAUUGCAUGAUUUUAAUUGAUUUUCAUUAGACUGACAAAUAAAUUUUUAGCAUUUAAAUAUUUAGAAUUUAUCAAUAUUGAUAAUAAAUUGAAAUUAAAAAUAAACAAUAAUUAUCUGUACUACUACUACAAUGUCAAAUAAAUAAUUCAUUAAAUAUGUAAUAAAGAUAUUUGUUUUCCAAAUUGGAAACUAUGACAACCAAGUUUUUUUGUGUGUUGGUUUAUUUUUUUUUUUAACAAGUAGUUGAUUGUAAAAUGCAAGCAGUCAAGUUGAUUGUUAUAGGACCACAACAAGUAAUGAAUAAAUAAUAAUACAUUGUUGAAUAAAAUUUAUUGUUUGUUUGUUUUAUUUUUAGACUGGUAAAACAACAAUAUCUAAUUUUCUUGCUGAUGCAACUGAUAUAUCUUACGAUUAUAGACCAACAAAAGGUGUUAGAAUACUUGAAUUUGAAGUUGAAAAUGUUAGUGUUAAAAAUAAAUCAAUAAAUGUUGAUGUUGAGCUA